Messenger RNA from Didymodactylos carnosus, 627 nucleotides. The record is from the annotation of a GenBank genome assembly. NCBI's taxonomy places the organism in Eukaryota, Metazoa, Rotifera, Eurotatoria, Philodinida, Philodinidae.
UUAUGGAUAACAUUUGUUAAUGAAGCGUGUCAAAUAUUAAAUAUCGAUUCAUCGAGAAAACAACAUUAUGAACAGUUGACAACACGACAAGAUAUUGAAUUAGCGAGUGAAAUAUUUAUAACAGGAAAUGUUUAUACCAAAAAUUGGCCUGCUAUACUAACACACACGGAAAUAAAAGACGAUCAAUUGUGUCAAGAAAUUGUAAAAUAUCGUCGUAAAACCGCUAUUCUUUCAUCAACAGCGGCAUCAACGAAAGUCGACAACAAUACACAAGCAUUAGCAGAACUUAAAAAAUUAGAUUAUCUUAAGUCAUCACAUGAAAAAGCGACAUGUAUUCGAACAACAUUGGAUUUACUAUUAGCAACAAUGAUGCAACAACAACAACAAUUGUGUGGAAGUGGUAUAACAGUCAAAUAUACGAAAAAUCAACAACCUAUAGCUGCUGAUGAGACUCUGACAUCAUUUAUUGAUCUAUUAACACAAUCAGAUAUGAAAAAUAUCGUAGCACACGAAUAUUAUAUAAUCACGUUUAAAUUUUUACACUUACCCCAAGAUAUUGAUUAUGCUGUGACGACAUUUCGAGCGUCAAUUGAAUAUUUAUAUGAAAAAAAAUUCUUGUCAUUAUAA